This is a messenger RNA of Corvus hawaiiensis (hawaiian crow), 7238 nucleotides long. RefSeq names its product solute carrier family 44 member 5 (gene SLC44A5). Gene Ontology annotation, biological process: transmembrane transport. Gene Ontology annotation, cellular component: membrane. The record is from RefSeq and is a predicted model, not a curated record. The coding region runs from base 25 to 2373 and encodes 782 amino acids. Gene Ontology annotation, molecular function: transmembrane transporter activity. The transcript has 22 exons. Lineage: Eukaryota; Metazoa; Chordata; Aves; Passeriformes; Corvidae.
GCGCUGCCCUCCGGCCUGUUUACAAUGCGGAUCCGCCCGGCGGGCGGCGGCGGCCAGAGGCAGACGGAGUUUGUUUCCCUUGACGAAUGUGGGGGCGCGGUGGGCGCAGGGUCCCCCGUGUCGGAGGUAGACCCCGGGACGCCGGAGCACCUCGCCCGGCCUGGAGCAAGCAGGACGAUCGGUUCAGGGAAAGAGCCGGUGGGCGCAGAGAUGGGGGCGGGUAGACCUGGAGCUUCCGCCGCCGCCCCCGCCGCAGGAGCAGGUGAACCAAGGAAAUUUGACCCGAAGUUCAGAGGACCUAUUCAUAACAGGCACUGCACAGACAUUAUUUGCUGUGUGAUCUUCAUAGUUGUCAUUCUGGGUUACAUUGCAUUAGGAGUUGUGGCUUGGGUGCACGGGGACCCCAGGAAAGUGAUUUAUCCAACUGACAGCUAUGGGCAGUUCUGUGGUCAGAAAAAUACCCUCAAUAAGAACAAGACCAUUUUGUUUUACUUCAACAUUCUGAAGUGUGCCAGCCCCGUUGUGUUAAUAAACCUACAGUGCCCUACAACACAGCUUUGUGUCUCAAAGUGCCCAGACAGGUUUGCAACCUACAUUGAUGUUCAGGCUUCCUACAGAUAUAGACCAGAUCAGUGGAAUUACUUCAGGCAGUUCUGCAAACCUGGUUUUAAUAAUCCUCGCAAGUCUGUUGCUCAAGUCCUACGUGAUGAAGAUUGUCCUUCGAUGAUCAUUCCAAGCAGGCCUUUUUUGAAGAGAUGCUUCCCAGACUUCUCCACAAAGAAUGGUGUGUUGACCGUGGCAAAUCAGACUACAUUCAAAGAUGGAAGAGGGAAAACGAGAAAUGUAACUGAUCUCAGGGAAGCUGCAAAUGGCAUCAAUAAUGUCCUGGAUGCAAGAUCAGUUGGAAUGAAAAUUUUUGAAGACUAUGCCAUUUCUUGGUAUUGGAUUUUAAUUGGGCUGUUCAUUGCAAUGAUGCUGAGUCUGCUCUUCCUUGUGCUAUUGAGGUUCACAGCUGGGGUUCUCUUCUGGAUUUUCAUCUUUGGUGUGAUUGGAAUUAUAGGUUAUGGCAUCUGGCAUUGUUACUGGGAGUAUGAUCAUCUUAAAGGAAUACCUGGAUCUGACCUCACUGUUUAUGAUAUUGGAUUCCAGACAGACUUCAAAGUGUACCUGCAACUGAGGCAAACAUGGUUAGCAUUUAUGAUAAUACUUUGUGGUGUUGAGGUCAUUAUCAUACUGAUGCUGAUCUUCCUAAGAAAUCGGAUCCGGAUUGCUAUUGCACUGCUGAAGGAAGGUAGUAGGGCAAUUGGCUAUAUAAUGUCUACACUGUUCUACCCAAUCGUCACCUUCUUACUCAUUGCAAUUUGUAUUUCCUACUGGGCUGUGACAGCUGUUUUUCUGGCCACAUCAGGAGAACCUGUGUAUAAAGUAAUGGCUAAUCAAACACUGUGCAAGUAUGCAAACCUGACUUGUGACCCGGAGACUUUUAACACAACCAACGUGACUAAAUUCUGCCCAGGUGCUCAGUGUACUUUUGCUUUUUAUGGAGGAGAAAGCCUGUACCAUAAGUACAUCUUCAUCUUCCAGUUAGCCAAUGCCUUUGUCUUUCUCUGGCUGGUGAACUUUGCAAUUGCACUGGGUCAGUGUACCCUUGCUGGUGCCUUUGCCUCUUAUUACUGGGCCUAUCGAAAACCAGCUGAUAUUCCACUGUGGCCACUCUUCUCUUCAUUUGGACGAGCAAUACGAUACCAUACAGGUUCGCUGGCAUUUGGAGCCUUAAUUCUUGCAAUUGUCCAGCUUAUUAGAGUAAUACUGGAGUACCUGGAUCACAAACUGAAAGGUACUCAGAACUCCUUCACUAGAUUUCUGCUCUGCUGCCUCAAGUGCUGUUUCUGGUGUUUGGAAAAAUUCUUAAAAUUUAUAAACAGAAAUGCCUACAUCAUGAUUGCUAUAUAUGGUAAAAACUUCUGCACCUCGGCAAAGGAAGCAUUCUUUUUGCUCAUGCGGAAUGUGGUGAGGGUUGCAGUUCUGGACAAAGUUACAGACUUUCUUCUAUUCCUGGGGAAAAUCCUUGUUGCUGGUGGUGUAGGUGUUCUUGCGUUCUUUUUCUUCACACAGAGAAUACCAGUCUUUGCACAGGAAGUACCAAUGUUAAAUUACUACUGGGUACCAUUGUUGACAGUCAUCAUUGGCUCCUACCUAGUUGCACACGGGUUCUUCAGCGUCUAUGCAAUGUGUGUCGACACGCUUUUCCUCUGCUUUUGUGAAGACCUAGAAAGAAAUGAUGGAUCUACAGCAAAACCCUACUUCAUGUCAGCUAGUCUCCACCGAAUUCUAGGGAAGAAGAAACUAAGCCCUAAGAAGGCAGUGGGAUAACAAACGCUAAACCUCAACAUCAAAAAGUGUCACUUUUAAGCAAAACGUGUAUACAGUAGGCAAAAGUAAAAACUGUAAACGAUGCUUCUGGUUAAUGGGUGAUUCUUUUUUCCUUUUGCUUAUUUAAAAAAAAAAAAAAAGAGCAACACUGGUAACAUUUAACUAGUUUAAAUGCUUAAACUAACAGCUGUGAAAACAAGGCCACAUUUUAGUUUAUAGAGUGCCUAUGAAAAGGAAAAUGUAAAUUUGAAACUUUUAUAAGUAUAUGAUGAUGUUUUAAUAACUUUUGUAAUACAACUUGCUGCCUUAGAUGACAGCAGUUUUGAUAAUGUUUCUUCUUAUAAGUGUAUAUUUGUAAAAGAAAUUCAGGCAAUUUUUUGAAAGCACUAUCGUAUAACCUACUUAGCCAUAAAAAAAAGAUAGUUUGAGACUCUAAUGAGGAGAUGGUACUAAAUUUGUAAAUAUGGUGCUACGAUUGUAUUUUUUUGUACAAGCUGCUUCACAGCUAUUUAAACUGUGAUUAUACAUGCAUUAAUGAUUCCCUACACUGAAAAAUGUAGUGAUAUUUUAAUCACAUCUGCAACUGCAUCUUUUAAGACGUAAUGGUACCCUGCAGGUCCCAAAGAAGGUAGUCAGAAAAGACUUUAGUUGAUACUGCUUAAAGUGAAGUUUUCUGGGAGUUGUGCUUAAAAGAUGAUACAACUGAGAGAAGGUCCCACUGCAGUUGAAGUGAUUUGUGGUUCACACAAAUGAGGUUUCAUCUGGUACAAGAUGGUGAAUGUAUAAUUUUUAGCUGAUGUCUAAGAGAGAUGCACAUGGGUUAAUAUCUCCCUAUCUCUGACAAAUAUCUGAUUGUGUUCUUUUACAAGGAAGUUGAGCUUCACUGAAAGGAAAACUAAAUGCAGUCUUUUUUUUCAUUGAAAGAAAGUCUUUACUCUGUGUGUGUGCACAAGGAGUUCCAUUGCCUCUGCCUAGCUUAGAAGGGCUCCUGCCAAGCCAUUGGAAUGACUGUGCAGUUGCAGAGGGCCAGGGCUGUGCUUCCUGCACGUCUCCAUGCUCCCAGUGGCUCACACAGUAAGGUACUAGGACAUUGAACUCAAGUCAUCUCAUUAUACAGGAUGAAUUCUUCAACUACUGAGAGAUGCUCCGAAAGAUUUCGUUUGCUUUUUGAUUGUUAAAUUUGCCCAGUCAUUAGUACAAAGUCAUUAAUACACCUGUUGGUAGAAAGCACAUUAACAUUAGAUGUGGUUUAUGACCCUCCCAGUAGUGGAACUGUCACUGUGGUUAAGUAACAGCUCUGCUGAUGGAAAAGGUCUUUACACUGGAGAGUUUCUCACGUCUGUUACUGCCAAGACUGAGCUAAAAAGAUUUUAAUUUAUUAGUCUCCUGUGGGAGCCAAGGACCCAGCCAUACUGAGGCCUGCCCCUAGUUUUCAUGGAUUCCAGUGUACUGAAGAAGUUACUCCAGUACUGUCCCCUUUCCAGGAGUGGCAUGUGCCAUACAUUUGCCAGUUCUGUGACAGGAGUUCAGCACCUGGAAAUAUUUUUCUAACUCUAGGAGUCCAUUGGUGUCACAAAAAGAAAUGCAAAUUCUUUUCCAGAUGAUUUGAAGGCAAGUUUCUGGGGAAAAUUUACUGACCAUCCACAUCCCAAUGGGAUUUUGCUCCCCAACUUACAGCUCUGGUUUGUGAUGACUGUGAUCACUGCAAAGGCAGUAACACUGUCCUUCAUGCCAUAGGUCUGGGGUCAUGUUUAUGUGCAAGUGACCACCAUCCACACGCUUGCAGUCGUGGGCAUGGUAAGAUAUUGAAAUUCGGUGACCGGAGGUGCAGGUGGCAAUGUGUCCUUGUAAGCUUUCUCUGUGGUCCAGUGGGCGCUGGAGCCCUUUUCCCUGAAGCAAAAAUGAGGGGUUCAGUUUAGGACUCAAAUAAUGUAAAAUAAAGGCAUACGGUUUCAAAUGUAACUACUGAUUAUAGGCACCUUUAGAUUUUGGUAACCACUCCUGAGAUACCCUAGAGUAAACUUGACUUUCAGAAAGGAAUCCUACCUUCGGAGAAAAAGACUCCUGAGGGAUGAAGUUUUUCAUUAUCAUCCUCAUUAUCAUCAUCAGCAGCAGCAGCAUUCCUUUCUCAUUACAUGCAUAGCAUGGAAUACACAGCCCCCCCAUGAUUCUAAUCUUUUCUGAGAAUUAAGUCAGUAACUUUUGGGGCUAUGUGUAACCAUUUUGUGAUUAAAGAAGCUGUUGGUCUCAUUACAAUCCAUGUUCUAAAGCUUUUUUUUUUUUUUUUUAAUGGUACUGAUUAAUUUUCAGCUAAAGAAACUGCAUUACAUAAUCUAUAUUUCUACUGGACUUGAGUGUCUUACUGGGAGCUCAACUGAAAAAGCAUAUUUCUGAAUAGAGCUUGCUUUUUUAUCAUAUGAAUGUAACCACAGAGUUUACUUGGAUUAAAACAUAAUAGAAAUAGCAUACAGUUAUUUGAUUAGAAAACUUUUGUAACAAGCCUAUGCAUUUACUAAAGGAAUUUCUAAAAGUGAAAGUUUAAAAUUGUAUUAUUAUUUAUAUAUGGUUAAAAAAUAUAUAUGUGUAAAUUUGCUCCUCUUCCUGUUUUGUGAAAGUAUUUAGAAUGUAAGUAAUCAUCGUUUCUGAGAAGAAAAUUUAAAAGCCAUUUUCUUAUGAUAUAAUUAUGAGAACUGUGAAAAUACAAAGCAAUAUCAUGUAGAUUUUUGUAAUCAAUAAAUCCAGUAAGUAAAUAGCAAUUAUUUAAUAUUAAAAUUGGCUUUCUAAAAAUAAAUUGCUAAUAAUUACUAAGUCAAAAUUAAUGCAAGUAUUUACUUGGGAAAGAUUCACCCAAGAUGUUUCAAGACUAUCUUCUUAUAACAGUUCCUAAUUAAUCCUGGGGGCCAGAGUCUGCAGAUGUGUGCCGCAGAGGAGGUACUAGUAUUGACAUUUAUGGAUUUGGACAUUUGCUUUGUUGCUUGGUUUAGUAUAAAAUUCAAAAUUCCAUUUUUUACUUUAGAGUGGAACACGGUAAAUACAUUAUGUGCUUUGCUGCUGAGCCCCCCGGGGCUGAUGACACAGUGCCCACCGUGCCACCCGCUGGUGCUGGUCCUGUGCUUGCAGUGCUGGAUGGAGGGGAUGGAGAACUCAGAACUAGCAGGCUCCCGAACUGCCGAGGGCCAUGCCAGGGUCGGGGUCGCGAGUCAGGGUCAUGCCAGGCACCUUCUCCCUGGGAGGAGCUUUGGAAGAGCAGGUGGCUUUGAAGAAAGACCCUUUUACAUGAGUGGAAAAAAAGAACAUUCUCAGGAUCACAAACAAACAGAAUGUGGAAACCAAGACAGUAGAAAACAUCUGCUAUCACAUCCAUGUAAUCACAUUUGUUUAGUUCAGUUUGGAUUAAUUAAUAUGCUCUCCCUAGAGCAUAUUACUGGAUGUCUUUCAUUUACAUGUUUUAUACCAAAGUUCUAAUGUCAAGCCUUCACAUUUUGUAAAAAAACAACAACAAACAAAAAAAACCCACGGAAACAAAACACAGAAACAAGAAGAUAGGAUCAUUUCUUCUGCUGAGGGUUUUUUUUUCCAAACAGUAUUCAGCAGAUUAUUCUUGGGUGAUCCAAGGAUGCUGAAUAUUCUUUUAAAUGUUAGUAUUUAAUGAAAUAUUUUACUAUUGCAUGUUCUGCUGUAGAACGGGAAAAAUAUUUUGGUGGAUGCAAUGUCCGGCUGAUUCUAGAAUAGUCAGUAAGUGUUCUUCCACAAGUGGGCUGUCAGAGAAGUGAUUAUGAAGAAUAAACUGACUGUUUUUUAAUAACACAGAAUGUCUCCCUUUGACCAGUUGCUCAGCCUGGACAGCUGUGUCCUUGAAGACAAAGUGCCUUACUGGCUGUUACUUUACCUGGCUUAUAUUUUGAAGUUCAUUUAUACCAUGUAGACUGCAAAACAGAAAAGGCUAGAGAGGAAAACCAACACUUUAUUUCAAAUUAACUAACAAAAACUGAACUGUGGUAAGGAUAUCAGGUGUGUUUGGGCUGUGUGAUGCAGCACCCAUCAUUUCCCGGUUGCUGUUGUCAAAUUAUGAAAGUUGAUGGUGUGGUCCGGGAGAAAACAUGACAAUAGUGUUGCAAAUAAAUGAAAACAAUGCAAGACUGUUCCAUUUUUAUACAGUAGAUUUUUAAAAUAGCUUUAAUUUGUGCUAUAGUGGACUUCUGAGUAGGGCCUAUUCUGCUUUCUGUUACAAUGAUCAUGCGUGUUGUACCUAUGUGACUGUGAGUAGAACUGGGCUCUUGCUACUUACAACAGAAGGAAUUAAGCUAACAGUUAUAAUAUAUUACUGUAAUGCAUCUAUUUGCGUGUUUAUAAGCAUAAAGUUCCUUCUUCAUUUCAAGACUGAUAAUUUCCUAUUCUGGAAGCAUUUUAUAAAUUGUUCUAAAUUUUUAAACUUUUGAUACUGGUAAUGAUUUUUGGGGUAAUACGUAAUUUGUACUACGCUGUAAACAAUUAGAAAAUAAGUGUUUCUUCAUGUUCAAGUAAUACUAGUGCUACUAUUAAAAUUGUCUGUUAUUCUAUGCUACAAAAUGUCCACAUGCAUUUGUCCCAAAUAAUGAGUUUUAAAACCAUAAAAAUGGCUCUUUGAGGUUUAAGAAAUGAAAGGUAGGUUACUGUUUCAUUAAUAUGAUUCUUAAGACUAUACUGUUUUGCCAAAACUGAAUUAACGCGAGCACGAUGAUUUGAGCUCUAAACCCUGUUGCUUCUGCUAUGCAGAAAUGGAAACCUAUUGUUUAAAUUUCUUUGAUAACGGAAGUGCUUAAUUUUGUUGUUACUUCACCGUUUUACAGUUCUUGGGGAUUGUUCUAAUAAAGAUUUCGAUAUAA